CCUCUAUUGAGUGCUUGCAUUGCUCGCGCGAGUCGUACCGCUGGAAGCGCACUCUCGGCGAACUCAUCUCCUGAUUACGCAUUAUCGAAUUGCAAGAGCACAGCGUCCUUGCCUCGCCCCAUCUGGUUGUUGCAGCCUGCUCUCCUGCAAAAGUGCUGCUGCAUUGCACGAUGCCGACGCGAUAUAACUGCGUCUUGGUGCUCACCGCAGCCUGCUACGAUGCCUUUACGACAAGACCAUCGCUGCGCUGUGGGAGACAACUCAUGCGCGCCAUCCCUCCGGCGCUCGAGGCCGACAUCAAAAGCUACCUCGCCGUGCGCGACCAGGCGCUGCGCACGAACACGACGGUCGACCGCGGCCAGGAAAUCAGGGAAGGCACGGAGAACAACCCGGUCUGGCAGGGCGCGAACUACCUGUUGAGUCUCGACACGUUCCUGCCCAAGGACGGCAACCUGGAUGAAUAUGGAAGAGUGAAGGAAGUCGACGCGCUGUCCUACACCGAGCUCGAGAAGUACGGCUUCGGCAAGCUCGUGCAGCCGAUCAUGGACGCGGGCGGCUACGCGGCCGUGUCGAAAGCGCUGGGCGUCGCCGUCAGCGCGCCGCGCGCGCCGCCCGUGCCGUCCGACGACGUCGUGCGCGAGGGCCCGCAGCGCGGCGUUUCAUUGGGAGGCUCCAUCGAGGAGAAGAUGGCGGAGAUCGGCAAGCUGAACGCGACUCAAAUAAAACUCGACAAGGAGGCGAAGGCAGCCGCGAAGGCGGCGCGGGCGGCGCGGGCCGCGGCGCCCAAACCGCCACGCGAAGAGCUGGUCGUGCGGACGACGCGGCGCCCCAAGAAGGUCACCGAAGCGCCGAAGGUCGAGAAGCGCGAGUGGCCCGCGGCGGCGGCGCCGCUGUCGCUUGGCUUCGCGCCGCGCGCCUACGCGGUCUUGGCGUUGUUGUUAGUAGGGGCGCCGGGCGCGCCGGCCACGGCGCAGCUCCUGCAGCAGGUCGGAUUGUCGGGCGACCUCGGGGACCUGGCGCCGGUCGGCGCGGCGGUGCUCGCGGCGAACGUCGCCGCGGCGGGCGUCGUGGUUUUUCGUGGGUCCGAGCGCCCGGCGUUCGCGGCCCUCCGAGCGCUCGUCGGCGGGCCGCUCGUGCUGCUGGAGGAGGGGGGUAAGUAGCAGGCGCUC
Molecule: messenger RNA, 1169 nt
Organism: Pelagomonas calceolata
Lineage: Eukaryota; Pelagophyceae; Pelagomonadales; Pelagomonadaceae
Source: the annotation of a GenBank genome assembly